Molecule: messenger RNA, 1518 nt
Organism: Adineta steineri
Lineage: Eukaryota; Metazoa; Rotifera; Eurotatoria; Adinetida; Adinetidae
Source: the annotation of a GenBank genome assembly
AUGAUUGUGCCUAUGUUUAUCGAACAUCCCGAUAUAGUUUUUCUUAUAAUCGGAAUUAUUUUUCUAACAUUUUCAAUAAUUACAUGUCUUAGCAUCUAUCUAUGUACACGACGAACACGUAAUAAAAAUCAAUCAAAAACAGCUAUUGAUAAAAAACGUUUAAUUUAUUCAUCACCAACAACAUCAAUAACACCACAAAUUCCAACUAAACCAACAAAUCAAUUUGUUUAUCCAUUAACAAAAUUGAGUAAUAAUGAAAUAUCAAUGAAAACAGUAAAUGAAAUAUCAUCACAAUUAUCUGAAACCCCAUCAAAUUAUAAAACAUUUAAUAUAACGAAAAAAUAUCAAAGACAUUUAUCAUCUGAUUCAUCAUAUACAAGUUCAAAUCAACGUCGUUCAUAUCCAUCAUUUGCAUUUGAAACAAUAAAAUCGAAAAUUCAACAAGUUCAACAACGUUCAACACCAUCACCAAUCUUAACACGUUCACUUGAACCAAUUAAUUCUGAAUUAGUUUCCGUUGCAAAUUCAUCUGAUUCAGAUGAACAAGAUGAUAAUGAAUCAUUACCAACACCAACAUUUGAAUAUUCACUUACAGAAUUAUUUCGUAUUGAACUUAUUUAUAAAUUACAUUAUUCAAUUGAUGAUAAUCAAUUAUCAUUUCAAUUAAUACGUUUAGUUGCAAUACAACCAUUAAUUGAACGUUGUUUUCCAUCACUUAUUUGUAAAAUACGUUUAUAUACAAAUAAUGAUAAACGUAAAAAUAAAAAAUAUUUUUCAAAAAAAGAUCCAAUUAAUGAAAUAUUUAAAUUUGAUAUAAAUCAAUAUGAUUUAGAACAAAGUUAUUUAAAAAUACAUGUUUUAGGACAUCAUAAAAAUGAUAAACGGAUUGAAUUAGGUCAUACGAGUCUUAUACUUAAUCAAUAUGAUAGUUUAAUGAUACGAACUGGACAUCAUUAUGAUGGUGGAUUAACUGCAAGUGAACAACAUAUUAAAUCUAUUCAAAUUGAUGAAGAUCGUAUUGAUAUGAUAACACAACAGCAGGUAAUCUUGGAAAAUGAAGCUCGUGCAUUAAUUUGUUUAGUUUAUGAAAAUGAUCGAUGUUUACUUCAAGUUGGUUUAAUAAAAAUAGUUGGUAUACAAUCUUUAUUUAAACUUCCAAUUGGUCAUUCCCAUCAUCGUGAUUUAAUUCAAAUAAAAAUUUGUACAAUUGUUGAAGGAAAAAUAACAGGAAAACGAAAAUCUAAAGCAAUACCAAUCGAUAAAAAUGUUUUUACAUUUAGUACAUCAUUUCAUUUUGAAUAUCUUUUACUUCAUAAAACAUCAAUACGUAUAACAAUAUGUUAUCGAAAAACAUUAUUAGGUUCACAUAAUAAACCAAUAUCAUCAAUUGAAUUUGGUUCAAAUCAAGUUAAAAAUCAACAAAUUUUUCAACAUUGGACAGAUACAUUGUCAUCACCGAAUCGACCACAUGUUCAUUGGCAUUCACUUCAACUGAUUGAUACAAUUAAUCAUAAAUAA